This is a messenger RNA of Lampris incognitus (smalleye Pacific opah), 2348 nucleotides long. Its product is annotated as protein O-mannosyl-transferase TMTC2-like. The transcript is spliced from 10 exons. Gene Ontology annotation, molecular function: protein binding; mannosyltransferase activity. Bases 1 to 1794 code for a protein of 597 amino acids. Lineage: Eukaryota; Metazoa; Chordata; Actinopteri; Lampriformes; Lampridae. Gene Ontology annotation, biological process: protein O-linked glycosylation via mannose. Gene Ontology annotation, cellular component: endoplasmic reticulum membrane. The record is from RefSeq and is a predicted model, not a curated record.
AUGGGCAACAAACCCCCCAAUUUCUCCAACUCCGACAACCCGGCCGCCGAUUCCCCCUCCCUCCUCACCAGGACGCUCACCUUCUUCUACCUGCCCUCCGUCAACACGUGGCUCCUCCUCUGUCCGGACACGCUCAGUUUCGACUGGUCCAUGGACGCCCUGCCGCUGGUCAGGAGCCUCGCCGACUGGCGGAACGUGCAGACGGUCGCUUUCUAUGCGGGAUUGCUGUCGCUGGCCUGGUUUGGUCUGUGGACGCAUCAGCAGGCCAAGUGCAAGGAGACCAACGGCAAAACGAAUCACAUCACCAACGGCAGGAACGGCAACAGCAACGGACACAGCUACCAAUGCGAUGACCAGGAACAAACCAACAACUCCAGCACAGAGCUUCACACGAGUAAUGCACAAAACGGUACCAAAAAGCAUUACGAAAUGAGGACUCCACUGCCCACCACUGAAAAUGUUGUGGUUUUCUCGGUAGGCCUGUUGGCCAUCCCCUUCCUCCCUGCCACCAACCUGUUUUUCUACGUGGGGUUUGUGGUGGCAGAGAGAGUUCUGUACAUCCCCAGCAUGGGCUUCUGCUUGCUAGUGACUGUGGGGAUAAGGUCCCUGUACGUCCGUCUGCGUCGCAGGUCCUCCAGGACGGUACUGCUGUACUUCAGUGCAGCCCUGGUCCUGCUGUUUGGAGCUAAAACCAUCCUGAGAAACCAGGACUGGCGGAACGAGGAGAUGCUCUACAAGUCAGGGAUUUAUGUCAAUCCUGCUAAAGCGUGGGGCAACCUUGGGAACGUCCUGAAAAACCAGGGGAAGAUGGAGGAGGCUGAGCAGGCAUACAGAAACGCCCUGUAUUACCGCAGGAACAUGGCUGAUAUGCUGUACAACCUCGGUUUGCUGCUACAAGAGAAUAACAAGUUCUCAGAGGCGCUCCACUACUACAAGCUGGCUAUUGGGAGCAGGCCAACUCUAGCGUCGGCUUACUUGAACACGGGCAUCAUUCUGAUGAACCAGGGUCGCCUGGAUGAAGCCAAGCGCACUUUUCUAACCUGUGCCGACAUACCCGACGAAAACCUGAAGGACCCCCACGCCCACAAAAGCUCCGUCACCAGCUGUCUGUACAACCUGGGCAAACUACUACACGAGCAGGGACACCAGGAGGAGGCCCUCUCCGUGUAUAAAGAAGCAAUACAGAAAAUGCCAAGACAAUUUGCACCUCAGAGCCUGUACAACAUGAUGGGAGAGGCCUACAUGAGACUUAACAAGCUGGCCGAGGCUGAGCACUGGUACCGAGAGUCCCUGAGAGCCAAACCAGACCACAUCCCAGCGCAUCUAACUUAUGGCAAACUCUUGGCCAUGACAGGUCAGAAGACAGAAGCUGAGAGGUACUUUCUGAAAGCCAUUCAGCUCGAUCCCCUGAAAGGCAACUGUUACAUGCAUUAUGGUCAGUUUUUAUUGGAAGAGUCUCGACUGCUGGAAGCUGCAGAGAUGGCGGAGAAAGCCGCCCGCCUUGACAGUGGGGAGUUUGAUGUGGUCUUCAGCGCUGCCCACAUGCUCAGACAAGCCAGCCUAAAUGAAGCAGCCGAGAAGUACUACGGACAAGCGGCAAGCCUGAGACCCAACUAUCCUGCAGCUCUGAUGAACCUGGGGGCAAUCCUGCACCUCAACGGGAAACUGCAAGAAGCAGAAGCCAAUUACCUUAGAGCGCUGCAGCUGAAACCAGACGACGCUAUCACCCAGUCCAACUUGCGCAAGCUGUGGAACAUCAUGGAGAAACAGGGCCUGAGGACCAUGGGGCCCUAACCCACCUGCCUGUCUGCCAUCUGUGCACCAGAUCUGGGGGAAAGGACAGGCCCGAGCGCCUUCUUUGCUCUCCGCUAUUCGUGGAGCAAUGGAAAAAGAAUCAAGGGAGAGGUUUGCUCAGUAGAGCCAUUACUUGACCUUACAUGCCUCCUGAUGAACCCCGAGUUCCUCACCUCAAAGCCAGAAGAUUUAUCUCCGAGGAGUUUUUCACAGUUUGGUGACACUAUGUAAUGUUUGGACUCACUAGAACUUUUAUCCGAAAUGAAUGGUCUCACAGGAUCCGUGUUUUUCUUCUGUUUUAUUUUUCAUUUGACUUUACUAGAGCACUUAAACUUGAAGCCAGGCCAUAGAUACUUCCUUGAACUCUUGGCAAAUUAGGUUUUGGACAUAAAAGAUAUAGAGAGGCAUUUAAGGUCUUUCUGGGUGAAAUUAGUUUUGGGGCAGUGCAAAAUUAAAAAUACUGAGAGGAAAAACACACCCAGAGCACUCUUCUGAGAGUAUAUUCCCUGGCCACUCAACCACGUUGUUAUGAAAAAAUGUUUUUUCCUGGUAAU